Messenger RNA from Kockovaella imperatae, 2679 nucleotides. Its product is annotated as DNA ligase. Gene Ontology annotation, cellular component: nucleus; mitochondrion. The transcript is spliced from 14 exons. Gene Ontology annotation, molecular function: ATP binding; DNA ligase (ATP) activity; DNA binding. Gene Ontology annotation, biological process: DNA repair; Okazaki fragment processing involved in mitotic DNA replication; DNA biosynthetic process. The record is from RefSeq and is a predicted model, not a curated record. NCBI's taxonomy places the organism in Eukaryota, Fungi, Basidiomycota, Tremellomycetes, Tremellales, Cuniculitremaceae. Bases 267 to 2546 code for a protein of 759 amino acids.
UAAUAAGCUUUUGAGAGCGGCGAUCACCGCUGUCGGACAACAUAUACAUGACGCGAUACAACGCGCGCUGCCGGGCAGCGAUAAUUUGACUUUCCUUGAAGUGAGUGGUGUCGGACAUUGCAGACCAGAUUGUGGGAACGAGGAUCUUGGAUUUCCAGGCAGGAUGAGUGGUGAGUGAGAUCUUGAGAUCGAUUGAGGGAGUUCAUCAAUGUCCUCCAGACGAUGAAGGACCAGUCAAGAAGCAGAUCAAGAAGAAGCGGGUCAUCAUGUCAGACGAGGAAGACGAGGAUGCAGGUGGACCAUCGACACACAAGAGAGGUCCAUCAUCGUCGCCGCCUGUGAAGAAAGCAAAGGUGCCAUCACCCUCAAAACACGUCAAUGGCUCUGCCUCUUCGUCCACAUCGAAGCCAAGCACCAACGGGAAACCUCUAGCGUCGAUCUUUGCGAAGCCUACGGGGAAAUCCUCCAAUGGGACGAAGCCAAGGGAGAAAGAGGAACCACGGGAUGAGGAAUUUGAACCUGAUGAGGAGGGAGAGGAUGAAUUGGACGAUGAGAUAGAGGAUAAGCAGGAAGGAGAAGCAGCUGUAAAAUUAGCGUCGAUCUUCACCAAAGACCACAAGAGUGUGCCCGUUGCGGACAAGGGCUGGAAGGAGGGCGAACCUGUUCCCUACUCGGCUCUGGUCUCGACAUUCGAGAAGGUCGACUCCACUACGAAACGUCUGGAGAUCUUGCAGUAUCUUACUCAGUUCUUGGUCGUUGUGGCGAAAAGGGACACGGCUACCGAGGCCAAGAACUCUCAGCUCUUGAAGGUGAUUUAUCUGUGUAUUAACAGGCUGUGUCCAGACUACAUGGGUAUCGAGCUUGGUAUUGGCGAAUCGCUCUUGAUAAAAGCUAUCGCGGAGAGCACUGGGCGAGCGACGACUAAGAUCAAGGAAGAUCUCAAGUCCGAGGGCGACCUUGGAAACGUCGCAAUGAUGUCCCGGAAUACCCAGCCCACGAUGUUCAAACCAAAGCCGUUGACUGUACCGGGGGUAUUCAAGGAUCUCACGGAAAUAGCGAAUGCUACCGGAAAUGCCUCUCAGACGAAGAAGGUCGGUAUCAUCAAGAAACUUCUCGCCGCGUGUCAAGGCAACGAGGCGAAAUUCAUCGUUAGAUCGUUAGAAGGAAAGCUCCGGAUAGGAUUAGCGGAAAAGACACUCGUGGUGGCACUGGCGCAUGCGGUCGUCUUGCGGAAUUUGGGUGACAAAAAGCUCCCGCAUGACAAGCUGGCGGCGAAGCUGGAAGAAGGAGCGGAGAUAGUGAAGGGGGUCUACAGCGAGCUUCCUAAUUACGACCUGAUCGUCCCUGCGUUGUUGAAGAAUGGAGUUGAGAAUUUACGCGAGGUGUGCAAGCUCACCCCAGGGGUACCGUUAAAGCCAAUGUUGGCCAAACCUACAAAAGCCAUCUCGGAAGUUCUGGAUCGAUUCGAGGGCAAGGAAUUCACCUGCGAAUACAAAUACGACGGCGAGCGAGCGCAGGUGCACAGACUCGAGAACGGCGAGAUUGCGGUGUUCAGUAGAAAUUCUGAAAACAUGAGUGCAAAGUAUCCCGAUCUGGUACAGCAAGUGCCCCGCUGCGUGAAAGAGGGCACCAAGAGCUUUGUCAUCGAUGCAGAGGCUGUCGCUUUCGAUCUAGAAACCAAAAAGUUACUGCCAUUCCAGGAUCUGUCAAGGCGGAAAAGAAAGGAUGUCAGGACAGAGGAUAUCACAGUCCGAGUCCACCUAUUUGCUUUCGAUCUCUUGUAUCUCAAUGGCGAGUCGUUGCUGAAACUUGAACUCAAAGAACGUCGCAAGUUGCUACGGGAGCAUUUCCACUUUGUGGAAGGCGAGUUCGACUUUGCAAAGUCGUCUGAUGCAACCUCGGUGGAGGAGAUUGAGGGAUUCCUGGAGGAGAGCGUUAAGGAUGGAUGUGAAGGAUUAAUGGUCAAAAUGCUUGCCACCGAUGCUUCUACGUAUGAGCCAAGCCGGAGAUCGAUGAACUGGCUGAAGCUCAAGAAGGAUUACUUAUCUGGAGUUGGUGAUUCCCUCGACUUAGUCGUCGUCGGGGCGUAUCACGGAAAAGGAAAGCGGACAGCAGUUUACGGAGCCUUUCUCCUAGCAUGCUACGACCCAGACUCGGAGAACUACCAGACUAUCUGCAAGAUUGGCACGGGUUUCUCAGAGGAGAUUCUAACUCAAUUCUACGAGGCUUUGAGGCCUUUGGAACUGGCUGGCGGAGCCAGAGGCGACAUCGAAGUUGGAGCGGCCAAGCCGGAUGUCUGGUUCGAACCGAAAAUCGUGUGGGAAGUCUUGACUGCCGAUCUGAGUUUAAGUCCGGUCUACACCGCGGCUCAUGGCUUGGCUGAUCCCAGGGGUAUCUCACUUCGAUUUCCGAGGUUCAUCAAAGUCCGAGAUGACAAAAAUCCAGAGGAGGCCACAUCGGCAGAGCAAGUCUGUGAGUUCUACCAACGACAAGUGACUGCGAACAAGAAAGGCGGUGGCGGCGGGGGCGGUGAUGACUUCUGGUAGUUGUAAGAUUUUCGCGGGGAGAUGACAGAACUCCUUUGGCACUGUCAAACGUAUGUCAAGCGAUCUAGGGUAAUUAGCUAUGCUCCCUGCAGCUGUCCAUGUACGAACAAGAAUGUAUGCGUUUACGACUGGG